Molecule: messenger RNA, 526 nt
Organism: Gloeophyllum trabeum ATCC 11539
Lineage: Eukaryota; Fungi; Basidiomycota; Agaricomycetes; Gloeophyllales; Gloeophyllaceae
Exons: 3
Coding region: 128-301 (57 amino acids)
Source: RefSeq, a predicted model, not a curated record
GCGGAUGCCGUGCGGCUCAUGUAUCCCAUGGCGCUCUGCCAAAUGCUUGGGGACGUUGUGCCCGAACUCGAAGAGGCGAGUCCUGCAGAGGUUGCAGCACCACUGGAGAGGGUUACAUUCCUCGUACAUGGAUGUCCACCGAUACUCGGGGGAGAGGAACUUGAUGGACCACAAUUCUUCCGCCACAGAUUUGCUCAGCUCUCUGGCCGCUGCCUCGUCCCUGCCGCAUAUGCGGAACCAGGAUUUGCGCUCUUCCUCUCCUUCUAAGACCAGCUCUUGGACCGCCGAUUUCCAGGAGUAAACUGUAUGCUUCUGAGUACGGAGACUGCGGCAGGAUGCCCUUGAGUACCAAGCCUGAAGCUUGUCCAUCUCCUUUCCUGUCGUCGUUCCCGGGCAUCCCCCAUUGAGCCUCACGAUUUGCCACGCCGCAUGAGAUGCUCCUGGGCAGUAUUUCAGCUUUUCGUCGUCCAUAUCCCAAGGCUCGCAACCCAAUUUGUAGUACCGCUCCGCAGGCUCGUCAACCACC